AUGCGUCUCGACUACAUCGUCUUCGCUGCGUCGCUGCUCAGCUCCGCCGCAGCGGCUGCAAUCGACGGUCCCCAGCGUCCGGAAGCGAUCAAUCCGGGGCCGCAGCAGGACCAGAACCAACUUUUCAAGCGCAGAGGCGGCGGCGGCGGUGGCGGUAGAGGAGGCAGCAGCAGCAGCAGUGGAGGUAGCAGCAGCAGCGGCGGCAGUGGCAGCAGCGGCAGUGGUGGCAGCGGCAGUGGUGGCAGCAGCAGCAGUGGCGGAGGAUCGCGAGGCGGGAGCGGCGGUGGUGGCAGCAGCAGCAGCAGCGGAUCACGCGGAAACACGGCAGCAAGCUCCAACGCCGGCGGCACCUCCCGCGGAGGUAGCGGUGCCAGUCGCGGCUUCGGUGGCGGCCGCUUCUACGGAGGCGGAGGCGCGACACCAUACCGAGCCGGCCGCGUCAGCCCUCUCGGCAUCGCGCCCUUUCUCCUUGUCGGCGCCGCUCUGGCCUUUUGGCCCGGCGUCUGGCUCUACGGCGCCCAAAUGUAUCCCUACUCAUACACCCACCGCUUCCACAACGCCACCACCGACAAGAACGAGACGGCAAAGGUGCUCUGCGCCUGCGCCGAGUAUGACGUAUGCGGCUGUGACGAGAACAACAACACGGCAUUUUACAACGAGCUCAUCGGCAACGGCAGCUAUGAGGCCCUCAAUAAGAGCGUCGUCAACGUCGGCCAGUUCCGGGGCGCCAAGACGCUCCUCAUCAACGGCACCCUGCCCAACGGCACCACUGCCGACGGCCCGGACGAGUCUUCGGCUGCCGGCCUCGGAAUGAGAGACCUGGCCGAGGCGCUGGGCUUUUGGCCCCUUACUGCUGCUAUCCUGGCUACCGUCUUUUUGGCUUAG
Molecule: messenger RNA, 885 nt
Organism: Hirsutella rhossiliensis
Lineage: Eukaryota; Fungi; Ascomycota; Sordariomycetes; Hypocreales; Ophiocordycipitaceae
Product: conserved glycine-rich protein
Exons: 2
Coding region: 1-885 (294 amino acids)
Source: RefSeq, a predicted model, not a curated record